Messenger RNA from Pararge aegeria (speckled wood butterfly), 3573 nucleotides. RefSeq lists its product as uncharacterized. The transcript has a single exon. The record is from RefSeq and is a predicted model, not a curated record. Lineage: Eukaryota; Metazoa; Arthropoda; Insecta; Lepidoptera; Nymphalidae. Gene Ontology annotation, biological process: DNA integration. Gene Ontology annotation, molecular function: nucleic acid binding. The coding region runs from base 1 to 3573 and encodes 1190 amino acids.
AUGCGAAGUCGUAUAUUCGCGGAAACGGACUUGAACUACAAGAGGGCAGUGGAAUUGGCGCUGGCGCUGGAGGCGGCGGAGCGGCACGCGGAGGCAAGCGGCUCGGGCGGCACGGCGCCGGGCGCGGGCCCGCACGGCGCGGCGGUCGCGGGUGGCGCCGGCGCGGCUCCUGUACAGGUGCAUAAGCUGGACGCGGCGGACAGCGGCGGGCCGCGCGGCGCGCGUCAGCGGCAUUGUUGGAGGUGCGGGCGGCAGCACCCGGCCGAAAGGUGCAAGUUUCGGCAAUAUACUUGUGAUCUGUGCAUGGCGAAAGGCCAUUUAAAGAACAUGUGCAAAAAUGUGAGUGAGCGUCCUAGUCAGUUUACGAAGAAGAAGAAGAAUCAGUUUUUUUUAGAAGCUGAAACGGAGAACGACGAUAGUGAUUUUUAUAACAUACAGGUUGAUGGCGUUGCGGAUAAACCGUAUGUAGUACAAAUUUUUAUACAAAGUGUACCUAUAAAUUUUGAAGUCGAUACGGGUAGUAAAAUAUCAGCAAUCAAUGAACAUAUGUUUAAAAUGUAUUUUCAAUCUUGUGAAGUGUUUGAAUGUAAUUUAACCUUAAGGUCCUAUACGGGGAAUGUGAUCAAACCCAUCGGUUUUAUUAGAGUUCUAGCGCGGUAUGUUAAUUGUAAUGGCGAGGAGCGCACGGCGCGGGCGCUACCGCUGUACGUCAUACCGGGCGGUGGUCCGCCGAUACUAGGCCGGGCGUGGCUGCGACAUUUACAGCUGAAUAAUAUCAGCAUAAGGUUAAAUCAUUUGGGACAACCGAACACGGUUGAUGAGACGGAGCAGAUAAUUUUAAAUUUUAAACAAGAAUUUUCUGAUGUUUUUGCCCCCGGAUUGGGUACUUGUACUAAAAAGUUUUCGUUACGGCUGAAAGAUGAUGAACCAGUUUUUCAUAAAGCACGCAAUCUACCGCUAGCGUUGCGUGAACCUGUAGAAAAGGAGAUUCAACGUUUAGUUAGUCAGGGCACUAUUGUCAGAGUGGAAAAUUCGGAUUAUGGGACCCCAAUCGUCCCCGUUAUCAAGAAAUGUGGCAGUAUUCGAAUAUGCGGCGACUAUAAGGUCACUAUCAAUCCUAAAUUGAAGCGCGAACCGUACCCGUUGCCGCGUAUUGAAGAGUUGUAUAGCAUACUGAGCGGAGGGAUUUUUUUUAGUAAGAUAGACUUGGCUCACGCUUACGAACAGGUAAUUUUAACCGAGGAUUCCCGACCGUGCACAGCAAUCAGUACACAUGUAGGCACUUUUCAGUAUAUUCGUACCCCGUACGGUUUAAGUUGUAUACCGGAAAAAUUCCAAAAGAUGAUGGAGGAAGUAGUAAGAGGGGUACCGAAUACGGUCGUAUUUUUGGAUUACAUUUGCGUUGCGGGUGCUGACUUUAAAAGUCAUCUCCGGAACUUGCGUGAGGUAUUUCAGAGGUUGCAAAAAGUAGGGCUAAGAAUCAAGUUUGAAAAAUGUGAAUUCUUUAAAUCAGGCGUCUGCUACCUCGGUCAUAUUAUCGACAGGGACGGCCUACGGCCGGACCCCAAGAAGAUCAGAGCCAUUGCCGAAUCACCCCGUCCCACUGAUGUUCAACAGCUCAAGGCGUUGGUAGGUCUCGUUAACUAUUACGGAAAAUUUAUACCUAAUCUGAGUAAUUUAUUACAUCCACUUUACGAGCUAUUUAAAAAAAAUCGUCCUUGGAACUGGAGUGCAAAUUGUGAAAUGGCCUUAAAGAAAGUAAAAAAUAUUUUACUUAGCGAUAAAAUCUUAGCUCACUACGAUCCCACCUUGCCUAUAGUGUUGAGCGUGGACAGCAGUGCUUACGGGGUCGGGGCGGUGCUGGCGCACCGGUACCCGGACGGCUCGGAGCGACUGAUAUGCUGCGCGUCGCGAACUCUGAACGCGGCGGAGAAAUCGUACAGCCAGCUCGAUAAGGAGGCACUGGCGAUAUUUUUCGGUGUCACAAAGAAUCACCAGUACCUUUAUGGUAGAAGUUUUGUUAUUCGUACGGAUCAUAAGCCUUUGUCCUAUAUUUUCGGAGAGAAACUGGGUAUCCCACAGACGGCAGCCAGCCGCUUACAGCGGUAUGCCGCUCGGUUGGCCGCUUACGACUAUACCGUAGAGUGGGUCAACUCUGCACAGAACGGGCCCGCGGACUGUCUCUCGCGGUUGCCAUUACCUCAGAACGGCAAUGAUACCUCUGUGGAUGCAUAUUCAUAUUUGUGUUUUUUAGAAAGCGCGUUCCCUGUGAAUCAUAAAGACAUAGCGGAGGCGGUUAAAAUAGAUCCCGUUUUGCGAAACGUUUAUAAAUAUAUAAUUUUCGGUUGGCCUUCAAAUACAGAUGUCGUUCAAGAAAAGCCUUAUUUUAAUCGCAAAGAUAAUUUGUACGUAGACUCUGGUUGUAUUAUGUAUAACUACAGAAUAGUCAUACCGCCCAAGUUCCGCCAAUAUAUUUUAAACGAGUUACAUGAGGGUCAUUUAGGGGUUGUCAAAAUUAAAAACACAGCCCGGAGCUACGUAUAUUGGCCGGGCUUGGACGGUGACGUUGAGCAAAUAUGUAAAAGCUGCGCGGCGUGCCAGCAGCAGCGCGACGCGCCACCGCACGCGCCGCUCACGCCCUGGGAGUUCCCCGCGCGGCCCUGGCAGCGCUUACACGCCGACUUUGGGGAAUACAACGGGAAACAUUACUUAAUUAUUGUUGAUGCGUACAGCAAAUGGAUUGAAGUUUUUCAAUUAAAUAGUACUGCUGCGAAGUUCGUAAUUUCUAAAUUUAGAGAAAUAUUUGCUCGAUUUGGUUUACCACUUCAAGUCGUCACAGAUGGGGGGCCUCCGUUCGGUUCCCAUGAAAUAAAGGAAUAUUUUAAUAGGAACGGUAUCAUCCAUAACAUCACUAGUCCGUAUAGACCUAAGGGCAACGGCGCCGCCGAGAAUGCUGUUAAAACUGUCAAACGCUGUAUUAAAAAGGCUUGUUUCGAAGGGGUAGAAAUCGAUGCUGCAAUAAAUAAAAUGUUGUUUAAUUAUAGAAACUGCGAGCAAGCUACUACCGGCGUAGCACCAGCAGUAGCAUUGAUCGGACGGAGAUUGAGGGGUCGUUUGGAUAUUCUACGGCCAGAUGUUGCAUCACGUGUCCGCAGUAAGCAACUUGUGCAAAUUGAGCGCGCUGGUGGCACGCAGCGUGAGGUUCAGCGUGGAGAUAAUGUGUUUAUUAGAAAUUAUGGCAGAGAUAAAACUAAGUGGGUUGAAGGUCAGGUGAGCGAUCAGGUAGGGCCUUCUUCGUUUGAAGUUAAUGUGCCGCAUGGCACGGUAAGGAGGCAUAUUGAUCAAAUUAUUAAACCUGCUAGGGCCUCUAAGCGCUACUCGCUCACAUACACCUCCAAAGACACCAAUGGUGACAUGACGUCAGACUUUGAUAUUUUACCCGAGCAACCUGUGACGGCACAGAAUUCAGAAAUAAUAUCGGGACCGGAGAGGAAGGAUCACAGUUCUGACGUUCAGUCUGUUGUUAAAGAUCAGGUAGAGGAUGAUAAGUACGAACUAGCGUCCACCUCGUAG